Molecule: messenger RNA, 1329 nt
Organism: Pseudopipra pipra
Lineage: Eukaryota; Metazoa; Chordata; Aves; Passeriformes; Pipridae
Gene: RIBC2
Product: RIB43A domain with coiled-coils 2
Exons: 7
Coding region: 131-1264 (377 amino acids)
Source: RefSeq, a predicted model, not a curated record
CACACGGCCCGGCCCGGCCGCUGCUGCUCGUCCGGCUCCCGAGCCAGCUCCCGGUCCAGCUCCCGAGCCAGCUCCCGAGCCAGCUCCCGGUCCAGCUCCCGAGCCAGCGCCCGAGCCGGCCCUCGCCGCCAUGAGCGGGCUGGGGCAGCUGCGGGAGCAGCGGGAGGCGGCCGCCGUGCAGCGCCGGCGGGAGCAGGAGUUCCUGCGGCGGAGCCGCAUCUUCAACGCGCGGCUCCGCACCAUUGGGAUUGAUAAAGAUGCAUUGGAUGUGCAGGUCAAGGAAAGGAAAAUUCAAGAAGCAAUUGAAAAAGCACGACAUGAAAAAUUUGCUAAUGACAUGAAGAGGAAUGACAGGCUCAUGUGUCUGCUGGAAGAACAGCAGAAAAGGGAAAUCAAAGACAUGAAUAAGGCUCUCAAGGAAUUUCAGAAGAAUCAGACACCAGAAACAAGACGUGAGUUUGACCUGAAUGAUCCCCAGGCCCUCAAGAAGGACAGACCCGCCCGAGUUUCGGACACCGACCCUCGCUGUACCAUCUCUGGCAUGCAGAAGUUUGCAGGGGAAGACCUAAACUAUGAGCAGAGGAUGAAGUUCCAAAAGGAGCAGCUAAGAGAGUGGUCUCUUCAGCAGCAGAAAGACUGGAAGAAUGCAUUAGCUGACCAAAAACUGGCAGAUGAUCUUUAUGACAAGUACAGGGUUGAAAUCGACCGAAAGAUUCUGGAGCUCCAACGACAGGAAGAAGAAAGCAGGCGUGCAGUCUGUACAGCCACCAAGGAUUUCAACAGAAUCCAGGCUGACGAACUAGCUUUUAAAAAGGAGCUGGACAAGUCUCAAACACUGAGAGACAACAUGGAUGAAAUUACCUUCCUGCUUCGAGGAGACUUCCUUUCUGAGAACCCUGCCCAAGCCCUCAGUCCCUUGGGUGACCGUGUGCUCGUGGACCGCUGGAAGGGCAUGAGCCCAGAGCAGCUGAUGGCCAUUCGGCACUACCAGAAGGAACAAGUUCAGGAGAACCUGAGGCUGAGGGAGCAGGAGCGGCAGCGGGACAUGGAGUGGGACAGGCAGCGCGUGCAGGCGGCCAGAGCACAGAUGCUGCUGGAGAGGGAGCAGCGCCGGCAGCUCCGGGAGCGGCGCCGGGACCUGGACUGCAUGAAUGCAGAGCUCUCCCAGGAGCAGAGGGCAAAGAACAUCUACCUUAAAGAAGAAGCGUAUUCCAAUGUCCCAACAGCCCAGUAUUAUGCACAGUUUAACACAACCACCCGGUGACAUUCUGGAUAAAUCAACCUGAAUUACACAGAAGUAUGUAGACAUUAAAAUUUCUAAGUGAGCCA